Molecule: messenger RNA, 8799 nt
Organism: Drepanopeziza brunnea f. sp. 'multigermtubi' MB_m1
Lineage: Eukaryota; Fungi; Ascomycota; Leotiomycetes; Helotiales; Drepanopezizaceae
Biological process (GO): DNA repair
Molecular function (GO): protein binding; protein serine/threonine kinase activity
Source: RefSeq, a predicted model, not a curated record
AUGGGCGACCUUGAUAACAACGAGGUUCGCCUCGACAAAGCAUUAGAAGGAUGUUGGGGUACAACCCAGAAAUCUCGCGCCGAUGCAAUGAGAGAUUUAAAAGUGUUAUUUGAUAAGGAUAACAGAGCAAAGCUUGACCACCUUUCCGACAAGGCAUACCGCAGAGUCUACGACGGUGUUUUCCACAUGGCAUCGGCCGAGCUAGCUGUGUACAAGAUCGCCAAAGUAAAGAACACCAGAAGUACAGCGGAGGCACGGCUUGAUGCCUGUGGCGACAUCAUACGAACAGUGGUUAAAACUGGCGCACACAAGCUCAAGAACAAUACCGUCAAGGACGUCGUGGCACACAUUAUCAAGACCCUUCUUAAGGAAGAGGGCGGUUACAAUGAACCGCUUGCCCAGAACUGCCUCAAGGCGUUGACUACAUUAUUUGAGUUUCAGCCUCGUGUGGAGCGGAUGGAAGCCGAUUUUUGGCUUCAUGUGGUCGACUUCUGUCUCAAAGGGCUGAACACAUACCUGGAUGAGCAUGAAGAGUCGCCUCGCAGUCAUUCGGGUACCGGAACGAGCCAUCCUUCCAGUUCGUUAGUCAAGUCUAGCCGUGUACGCGCUCACGAAGGCUCGCUGAAUAGACAAAACAUCGAGGAGCUGUUCCAGACUCUACACUUGCUCCUCUCCGCAUCCAAUUCACCGCUUGGCAACAGAUACUCCGAGGUCGGGGAAAGUACUAUUCGAAUAUUGAAAAUGCAAGGCUCUAGUGCAAGCCAACUUCACCAAGUCGCCUUUUCUACUCUCAAUAUCGUCCUGAGCCAUGUGCGAGAAGAACAAACCGUCUUCUGCCAAUCCGCUGCUCAAGAGAUACUCCCUGUUAUCUGUCGUUUAUGGCAAGGAAAGGCUUUGGCAAAAGACGAGCUCUUGAAUACUGUGAGGGAUGAGAUGCUGAUUCUCUUAUUCUCCGUCCAUCUUCACCUAGAACGAGCUAUUGGGGACGAGAAUAACUUGGAGCUACUACCAAUACUGGAGGAACUCUUAGAGGCGCUGAAAGGGGAUUAUGCGAAGCGAUCAGACCGUGAUCAGCUGCAACUAGAUGACUUAGACAUGGCAGAUUUUUGCGAGAGCCAGAACAGUUUAAGCACACCGUUUUGCAUGUACGGGUUCGGGCUGAAGCCUCACAACGUCAGAGCUGAACGUAACUGGGCCAUCCUCCGAAGUAUCGGGAUCAUUGAGCGACUUGUGGCUGUUGGCCAAGAGCGAGUCGGUUCCGCUGCAGGUGAGAGGAGCGACGACGUUGACAACCAUCCCCGGAAGCGGCAGCGCGUACCGGAUCGACUACUCGAGUUGCUCAGAGCAAGGGACGAGACUCUACGCUUAGCAGGCUUGCAGAUGAUCUCAUUCAUCCUCCAGGAUACCCAACUCUCGGCGUCUAGACUCUCAGAUCUGCUAACGCAGUUGCAAAUAUGUGCUGGUGACAAACGCGGGAAUAUCACUUCUUGGGCUUUUUGUACAGCCCAAACCUCUGUGAAGGAUAUCAGCUCAGUGGAGUGGAUGCAGCUCUGGCAGCUCGGCAUUCGGUCCCUGACUUUCUCGACCACGUGUCGCAGUGCAGCUCUCGAGCUUCAUGCAAUAAUCUCCAGAAAGUUGGUCCAGUACCAGGACAUUGGUGAGGACGUGGGAUCAAUUGUCACAUCCGCUGAUAUAAGUGGGCCAGUAGUGCUCUGUGACUCGAGCAUGUUCUUGAUGAUGGAUUUACUGCAUUCCAGAGUCACUGAAGUCCCCAGCGCAAGUCUUUCAACUGCACAGCAUGUCAUCAGAUGGCUCUUCGCCAGAUGGAACCCAGAUGAGGGAAAUUUCGCUGCUCGUUACUCCAUCAAUGUCCAGCCGCAGCAUAUCGUGGCUUUGAUUCGAACAUGUCUCGGUCUAUUUAGGGUGAGUUUACCCUCCAUCGCAACAAUGCCUUGCGGUCCACUUGCAUUGGCAUGGCGACAACACGUCAACAGCCAGCAAACCCUCCGAUAUCUGUUGCUCCUGGAUAAAUUUCCGGGCUAUGAUGCAGAGUGGUCAUGCCCAUCAUGCCCGGCUUAUUCGGACCCUGGCAGUAUCACCUAUGUCACCAGCAGCGCCCACUUCCAAGCUGCCCGCAAGCUAGUUCUCGAGCUUCUGCAACCAAAAUGCCGCGGUAUUCUACAGAGUUGGAAGUCCUAUCUGGCCGAUCAAUGCUCGCUGGUAUCUGCAGAUAUGUUUCGUAAUGCAACCAAUAGUUGCAUUACAAUAUUGCUUCUGAUGUCCCACUUCAUUGGCCCGACUCUCCCGCAGCCGCAGCUGUAUAGCCUGGAAGCGGAUGGGCGAGAAUUUACCAAGGAGAUUGCAGGUUUCCUUUUUGGGGCAUUUACGAGAGAUCCGAAAGGAGCUCAAUGUCUCAAUGAGGCAUUGCUCCAGUCGGUCCAGCCUUAUUUACCUCCCUGCGGAUCCAACGAAUUUCGUCAAUUGUCGGAAAAAGACCCCUAUCUUCUCGGAUUCUUCAUUUCCGUUGCGGUCACGGUAAAGAAGCUCCACGUUUAUACUGACGGUAAAUCUCUGGAGUCUGAUGUCGACAUGAUGGAUGAUAACGAUGAUUUCAUAAUCAGAGAGGCCCACUCCAACGCAGAUAAACAAAGAGAAGAUAUGCCCAGAAAGAUCGAUUGCCUUGAAACCUGGACCAGCUCCUUCUAUCUUGCGGUUACAGGCCACUUGUUAAUGAUAGCUGCGAUAGACGAUACACCAUGCUCCGUAGGUGUCGUAACUUCUUUUGUUGACCAUCUCGAUUCUCUUGAUACGCAGCAAUUUCUAGCGAGCCGGCGCCUCUUAAAGCAUGUCAUUGAAUCAGACCUAACACUAGAUGAAAGUGUUGCGACUCGAAUACUUGAGCGUAUCGCGCUAAUCCUGCAGGAAAAAGACUAUCUGCAGUGUGAAGUCGCUAUGAAAAUGUGCCUAGAAACUCUCGUUGGCCUCGGAUCUUUUUGGUCCGCUGAGGAAGAGAAUGAUACAGCGGAUGCGGCCUCCCAGCUGCACUGCUUUUUUAUCACUCAUGCUCAUGAGAAAGAUUUAUCUUCUCCGCAUGUCCAGAAAGGCAUAGCUGAGCUACUAUUGUACCUCAUGAGGUCCAAUUCGGACUAUGGGGCCUCAAGGGAUCUGCCGUCGCCCCGCUCGAGUCUUUUCAAAAUCCUCCAACACGGUACCAUAUCUGUCCAAUUCUACAUCGGGAACCACAUCUCCCAAAUAUUCCACAUGUUCAUACUCAAAGACCACGAUAGUGUCUUCCAGGAUAUUUCCGAGAAGUUGCCACAGAACGGGGAUCAACCUGAAGGUAUUUUCUUCCGCCUAUACGUAUUUGCAAAGCUGGCCUCUAGCUGGCCCACCUUACUUCGGCGCUGUAUCUAUUACAUCUUUGAGGCCGCUGGGUUGCUUCCAAGUUGUACCGAGCAUGCAAUGAGAUGUAUGACACAGGUUGCUUCUGCCCUGAAUGUCAACAGGCCUAAAGUACUGUUCACUCUGUUUAGGCCGCAGAUUCUCUACACAUGGCUUGACUACGAUAGAGAAAGGGAGAGCGUUAAAAAAAAGAUCGAGGAAAUCCCUUUUAGGAUUUUUGGAUUUACGAGUCUGGAAGAACUCGUCGAGGAGGCCCAAGAAGAAGCAAUGGCUAUACUAAUUAUGCGCGGCGAAGACAGGGCAGCACAAAGUCUGGCGGAAAGCAUCAACGUCGACUAUACCGAUCUGAUCAAGAAAUGCUUCACCAAAAUCAUAGCAUAUUGUGUUGCUCACGAUACCUCUUCGCCCAGUGGCUCGAAGGACUUGGUCACCGGGUACAAACGUAUGAAAAAUCAAUUAGGUGGAGAGGUUUUCCACGAGUGUCUCAAUCUUCAUUUUGUGGACAUCAUUGCUGUCUUUUUCAACAUCAUAGAAAGUGUUAUGUCUGCGGCAAAGCACUUCAUCAAAGAUCCAGCACUCGCUUAUGCUGGGAAUAUACUCGACCAGAUCAGAUCUUCGGACUCGACAAACCAAACCCUUCCGCCCACCCAGCAACCUCACUUCAAGGUGCGACAUCUGCAGGCUUGGAUUCAGUAUAUAUGCCCACGAGCAGGGCAUGACUUGAAACACCUAUAUACACCAGCUCUGAUUGUCUCAAUUGGGAGAAAGCUGCUUAACGGUAUUCACCCAGCGCUUGGCUCCCUCCAUGCAUGUACUGUGUUGAGGAAGCUCAGAGUCCUGAUCGCCCUGGCUGGCAAUGCUGCAAUCCAGGGGUAUCCUCUGGAAAUGCUCAUACAGUCCGUACGGCCGUUCAUUAUCGAUCCCGAGUGUGCAGAAGAUGCAUUUGGCAUCAUCAAAUACUUGAUGAUUAGUGGCUCCUCUGCCCUCGUCCAGAAUCCCGCUUUCGUUGCUGGUAUCUCGUUGGCUAUGCUGGGUUCGUUGCGCGAAAUUUGCGACUCUCAAAGAGCGAGCACAACGCAAGAAAGCCAGCAUCAAGAUACAAUCUCCAAAGCGCAACAGUUCCAUACCUGGGUCGGACAGUAUUUGGGAAAGUAUGAUUCGCCAGAAUUAGAGGGCCAGUCUGCGUCGGCUUUUAGAAAGCUUGUUGAGGCGGCAUUCACAACCGGUGUAGGCACUGCGGACAAAGAUUCGCUAGAGAGUGUGCUCCUGAUUCAAUUGCUCAACGACGAGCGAAAUGGCGGCAUUCUAUUGGAUCGACCGUCCAGAGAGCUUGCUCUGUCCAUGCUCAGUUCCGAGUUUCGAACCCCAGUGUCAUUUCGCAACGAUAUUUUAGGACAAGAUGGUCAUUCUAUCGACUAUGCUGCCGUAGUCUGGAGGUCUUGCAGAGGUUCAACGAAUAAUGCGUAUUUGUCUUGGGCAGCGAGAGUUCUGGGCAGAGCUUUUGCUGCAUCUGGACUGGUACACGAGGACCUUCUGCAGGAAUCUACCUUGGCCCAGAUCACAGAACUUGCGACGCACACAGAUGAAUUUGGAUCUUCCAUUUCCUGCGUACUGAACCUACUGAAAGAGUUGACACUAGCAUCAGCUACUGAAAACGCCGGCUUGGCUGAGACUGCACUGCGAGUUAUUUUGUCAAAAACCGACGACACCACCUAUCAAAAAGUCCUCCCGUCUUCUCUUAUUGAAGCGUCUUUUUGGAACCUAUACCAGAUCCCACCAUCCGAAGUCGGCAGUCUCAAAUUAGGCCAAAUACCGCUAAGCCAAGUUCUGGAAACGGAAGCCAUCUUUGAUGACAAAUGGCUUCGGAAUCUGUCUGUAGCAAUUGCUCAAUCUGUUCCAAAGGAGCCUCAUCUGAACGCACUGGUACCAAUUUUGCGCAUGGUUCCUGGAUUCCCCGAGCGUGCAUUUCCCUUCCUGGUCCAUCUGGCCAUUUCCGCGCCUGUACAUGAUCAGCAAGACAGGAGGAAGAAACUCUCCUCUGCAUUUGGUCGUUGGUUCGAUUGCAGUCAGGACAUCAAUAAGGAAAAUCUCAAGAUGCUCCUUAACGCUAUUCUGUACCUUCGAACACAGCACUUCCCCGGAGAGAAAUCCAUGGCGGACCGAUCGCGUUGGCUUGAUGUCAAUUUUCUCAAGGCUGCUAAAGCUGCUUCACGUUGUGGAAUGUAUAAAACAUCUCUGCUCUUCACAGAGGAGUUCUGUUCUGUACCUUCCCAGCCCUCACGGCGGUCUUCCACCAACAGAAGCAGCCUGGAGAACGUCGAGCUGCCGACGGAACUCCUGCUGAAUAUCUUCGAGAAUAUUGACGAUCCCGAUUCAUAUUACGGGGUUCAACAAAAAGCAAGUCUAAGUACCAUCCUGGCGCGAUUUGAACACGAGAAAGACGGGGCAAAGAGCCUAGCGUUCAGAGGCGCUCAAUACGACAGCCAUCUACGACGUCAAAAUCCCGGUACAGCUCAAGACGUACAAUCACUAGUCAAAGCUCUGGACAAUCUGAACCAGAGCGGUAUAUCCUCUUCGCUUUUGCAAAUGCAGCAAAAUGUUGGCAUGUCACCAGAAGUCCUUGAGUCGAUGUUUCGUACAGCUCGGAAACUAGAGCAGUGGGACAUACCCGUCCCAAGCACUGGAAGCAGCGAUUCAGUAACACUCUACAAAGCCUUUCAAGCGGUCCACAUGGCCUCAGAUGAUACAUCUAUACUGCUUGCUGUGAAUGAAGGACUAGAGAGCACUAUGAGGAAUCUGGUCCAGAAAGACUUGACCGCAACUGCGUUGCAUAGCUCACUACAGACAUUGGCCGCACUGGCUGAAAUGGACGAAGUCUUGACCUCUCGGGGCUCGUUGCAGUUCGAAGAGAUGCUUACGAGAUUUAAUGCUCGUUCUACGUGGAUGAAGACCGGAAGCUUCGACGACAUCAGCCAUAUAUUGUCCUGCAGAGGGACGACACUCAGCAUAUUAAAUCGCGAACCGCGCUUGCAACAAAUCAUGGCUCUCAAGCCUAUCGAUACCAGAAUCAUCGAGGUCAAAACUGCUUUGCUUGCCUCAACUGUCAAUCGUGCUCACGGUGCUCUCCAAGAGUCGUUAUCCCUGGCUACGUCUAUGUUGGACUUAAUCAAACCUUGCCAUGAUGUUGGUGUAAAUCCGGAAGUGGCGAUCCACUUAGAGGCUGCAAAUGCUCUGUGGGAUCAAGGUGAGAUGGCAUCAUCUAUCGGCAUGCUCCAGAGUCUGGACGACAAGCAAGCACUGGAAAAGCAGACAAUUGCCAUCACUAGGCCCGAGCUCUUGACCAAAAUUGGAUACCAGAUCUCGGUCGCAAGACUGGAAAAGGCCGAGGCGGUGGUUGACAAAUAUUUUCAUCCGGCUCUGAAGGAAAUACAGGGAGGGAAGGGAGGCGAUGAGGCCGGACAGGUUUUCCAUCAAUUCGCAAAAUUCUGCGAUCAGCAGCUCGUCGACCCAGACGGCCUGGAGGACCUUGAUAGGCUCAAGAAGCUUACCAAGCACAAAGACGCUGAGGUCAAAGCAUGGUUAAAGAUAGUUGGAGAGAUGCCCAGCAACAUAUCAUCGAAGCAGAAGGAGUCUAACAGGCGCCAGCUAACAAAACACCAAAAUUGGUCAAAGCUUGACCAUGAAGAGCUGAAAAGCCACGAGAGAAACAGAAGCGUUUUCCUGAGGAGAUGUCUCGAAAACUACCUUCUAGCUCUCUCUGCAUGCGACGACCACGAUAGUAAUGCCUUGCGCUUCUGUGCACUGUGGAUGGAGCAUUCAGAGGAUGAGCUUGCGAAUGAUGCUGUUUCAAAAUACUUGAGCGACGUACCAAGCCGAAAAUUUGCACUCCUCAUGAACCAGCUCUCUUCUCGGCUACAAGAUUCGGACUCUGAGUUUCAGAAGCUUCUUUUCAGCCUUGUUCAGCAGAUUUGUAUCGAUCACCCAUUCCACGGAAUGUAUCAGAUCUACGCCGGAGUAAAAAGCAGACAUAAUACACAAGAUGAAUCUUCCGUCCUUAGAAGACAGGCAGCGGUAAAGCUGGCUAAUAAGCUUGCCAAAUCGAGCGUUGCAGAGAAAUGGGUGGCACUACAGACCUGUAACAGACUCUAUGCAAACGUGGCCAUUGAAACUGACGAGAAGUACAAGUCCGGGAGGAAGCUAUCCCUCAAGGACUCGGCAGCUGUAGCUCAUCUCAGUAACGGCUUGCUCAAGCUGAAGCUGCCUCCGUCGACAAUGCAAAUUCCUCUCGCGCCGAAUAAGGACUAUUCCAAUUUACCUCUGUUACUGAGAUUGGAACCCACUUUUUCGAUAGCUUCCGGUGUCAGUGCUCCGAAGAUCAUUACUGCUCUUACAACCAGUGGUGAGAAAUUCAAGCAGCUAGUAAAAGGAGGAAAUGAUGACCUGCGUCAAGAUGCCAUCAUGGAGCAGGUAUUUGCGCAAGUUAGCGAGCUUCUCAGAACCAACAAAUCCACUCGCCAAAGAAACUUGAAAAUCCGGACAUACGGCGUCCUCCCUAUCACCAAUACUGCUGGAGUUAUAGAGUUCGUACAAAACACUCAACCUCUUCACGACUUUUUAAUGCCCGCUCAUGAGAGGUAUCACCCCAAGGACAUGAAGGGCAGCGACUGCCGAGUUGGCAUUAGCCGAGUCCAACUUGAGUCGCCCGACGUUAGGGUCAGGAAGUAUCGCGAGAUUACGAACAAGUUUCGUCCGGCCAUGAGAUAUUUCUUCACGGAGAAGUUCACCAACCCCGACGAAUGGUUCUUGGCGAGACUGGCAUACACGAGAAGUACAGCUGCAAUCUCGAUCCUUGGCCAUGUCCUUGGUCUCGGUGAUAGACACGGUCACAAUAUCUUGCUGGAUGCGAAAAAUGGAGAGGUCGUACACAUCGAUCUCGGGGUUGCCUUUGAGACAGGUCGCGUUCUUCCAGUUCCAGAGCUGGUGCCUUUCCGACUUACUCGUGAUAUCGUCGAUGGGAUGGGAAUCACCAAGACCGAAGGUGUGUUCCGUCGGUGCUGCGAAUUUACUCUCGAGGCGCUGAGAAAGGAAAGCUACACCAUCAUGGCGAUCCUUGACGUGCUCAGAUACGAUCCUCUCUAUAGCUGGUCGGUAAGCCCGAUUCGUAUGGCGAAGAUACAAGAGGGACAGAGUGUUGCUUUGGCCGCCAAUAUUGCGAAUCCCGCAGAAAAAAAGGAUCGUGUCAGCGAGGCAGGGGAGGCUUCUAGAGCUUUGGCUGUAGUGGGCAAGAAGCUGUCCAAGACCUUGAGUGUCACGGCAACAGUAAACGAUCUCAUCAAUCAGGCCACCGACGAGAAAAACCUUGCAUUAUUGUUUUCAGGUUGGGCUGCAUACGCAUAA